Molecule: messenger RNA, 1276 nt
Organism: Rubroshorea leprosula
Lineage: Eukaryota; Viridiplantae; Streptophyta; Magnoliopsida; Malvales; Dipterocarpaceae
Source: the annotation of a GenBank genome assembly
AAGCCUCCUUUUUUUGAUGGUACUAAUUAUAAUUAUUGGAAGAAUAGGAUGAAGGUCUUCAUGCUUGCAAAUGUGCCCAAGGCAUGGAUUGUGACUAUGAAAGGUCCAUAAGUGCCUAUGAAAGUAGUUGGGGAAAGUGAGGUGCCAAAGGAAGAAGUUGAAUGGAAUGAUGAAGACUUGGUGAAGAUCAUGAUCAACAACAAAGCAAUCAACAUGCUUCAAUGUGCUCUCAAUCCAAUGGAAUUCCAUAGAGUUUCCGGGUGUGAUACAACUAAGAAGAUGUGGGACAUGUUGGAGGUUCUUAGAAGUUUGCCUAAGAAUUGGGAAGCCAAGAAGACCGCAAUUGAAGAGUCUAAGGAUCUCAACACUCUCAAGCUUGAAGAUCUAAUUGGAAAAUUGAUGACAUAUGAGAUAGAAGUUCAAGUUGAUAGUGGAGUUGAAGUAGUUGAGAAGAAGAAGGAUGUUGCAUUCAAGGCUAGCAAACAAAAAGAAGAAAGUGAAGAUGAUGCAAGUGAUGAUGAGUCUAGGCAUGAGGAGGACAUCACCAAAUUGGUUUCAAAAGAAGUGAAGAAAUAUAUGAAGAAGAGCCUCAAAGGGAAAUCCUCUAGAAGAAACAAGGAAAUUCACUACUUUAGAGGAAGAAUAUGUAGUAGUGAUGAUGAUAGAGGAAAGUCAAGCAAGAAGCAUAUCAAAUGUUAUAAGUGUAAUGAGAUGGGACACUAUAGAGAUGAAUGCCCCAAAUUGAAGAAAGGCAAGAAAAACAAAGCAUUUCUUGCCACAUGGAGCAAUGAUGAAUGCAGCUCAACGGAAAGUGAAAGCUCCUUGGAGAAUGGUAUUGCAAAUCUUUGCUUCAUGGCUCAAGGGCAUAACAACAAUGAUGAGGAGGUAAACUCUAACUUCUCUAGUUCAAUUAAUGAAAGUUCCUUUGAGUAUUCUUAUGAUGAUUUAUGCAAAGUUCUUGAUUGCUCUAUGAAUGAUAUCAAGAAACUAGGGAAUGAGAAUCUUGCUCUUACUAAAACCAUUUCAUUGCUUAAAAAUAGGAUUGUAUCUCUUUCAAAACAAAAUGAGGUUUUAUUUAAAGAAAAUGCCUCUUUAAAUGUGAAAUUGCAUCUUUAAAGAAUGAGGAGUCUAAUAAUGCUUUGAAAAAGGAAAAUGAGGAUGCAAAGAAGGAAAAUGAGGAUUUGAACAAGGAAAAUGAGGUUUUAAAGAGAAAAGCUUGUGAUCUUGAGAAUGUGAUUUCCAAAUUUACCUUGAGUAAGAAAAAUUUGAUUCUAUC